AAUGAUGUUACUACACUUAUGGGGGAAGUAUCUACUACUUAUAGAUUACCGUUUGUUGACUAUCCUGAUUUUGGUUCUUACCAGUGUAUAGUGACUGCUAAUGGAACUGACAAUACGAUCACUUCCAGUCCAGCUUUGAUCACAGUCUCUCCACAAGGCAGUGUAUCAGCUAACCCCAGUACUCAAGCAGUCUCUAGAAAUGAAAAUGCUUCAUUUAAUUGCAAUGCUCAAGGUGGACCCAAUAACACGAUAGUCUGGAUUAGAGGAAAUUUUAAUUCAUCGUCUUUCAGUCUUGACGCUCCACUUAAUGUCUCAUACAUAAUUAACUCACUACCUGUAUUAGAUUAUGAUUCAAGUCUAUCAUUGACAUUUGUUAAUGGAAGUGAUGGUGGUACAUAUACUUGUCUGGCUCUUAAUGAAGCAGGAGUUGGUAGUUUUUCAGUUAUAUUGCAAGUGAUGCUAGAGAUAAUUACGGAUCCUGUGAGCACUUUUACUGAAAAUGGUCAAAGCGUUACGUUUCAGUGUCUAGCCGAUUCUUUUCCCAGUCCUCAAUAUUACUGGGAGAGGUUCAACAUAUCUUCGAAUGAGUUUUACAUGAUACCCAAUGAAAAUAAAAGUUAUUUGAUGAUUGAUAGCGUAGUGUAUGAAGACAAUGGGAGGUACAGAUGCAUUGCUACAGCUGUAAUGGACACAGUGAGGUCUAAUGAGGCUGUGUUGACGAUAUCUCCUAGUGGUAGUGUUGAGAUUGAUCCAGCAUUCACCAUAACAACAAAUGGUAGUACAGUUACAUUCACUUGCUCUGCUAGAGGUGGCCCUAACAACACUUUUAUCUGGACUCGUUCUAAUGCCACCGGAUCAAUGGCCAACGAGACUGAACUAAUGAGCCUUGCAGCAAUGAUCCCAAUAGAUGUUGAUGGUUUCCUUCAUUUAGCUGGUCCUCUUAUUAUAGAGAAUGGUACUGAACUUACUCUUGAGUAUAUCAACGCUACAAGAGAUGGUGGUAACUACUCGUGUGUCGUCAUCAACGAAGCUGGUUUUGUUGCAGUUGAGACCACGCUGUAUGUGGCUCCUAUCAUAACGUUGCAUCCACAAGAUCGAUUAGUAACGCAAGGUCAAUAUUUUAUGCUAUCGUGUUUAGCAGAUGCUUUUCCAUCGCCAACAUACCAGUGGGAGAAGAUGAAUCGUACUAGUGGGUAUUUUGAGGAGAUAACAGACGAGACUUCCUCCGAUUUGAGAUUCAAUAGCGUUAAUUUUGAUAAUUUUGGUAUGUAUCGCUGUGUUGCAAGCUCUGAGGGUAUCACUGAGACAGCAGUAUCAAGAGCAGCCCUUGUAACAG
Amphimedon queenslandica is the source of this 1336-nucleotide messenger RNA. RefSeq names its product peroxidasin-like. The transcript has 3 exons. Lineage: Eukaryota; Metazoa; Porifera; Demospongiae; Haplosclerida; Niphatidae. The annotation marks the transcript as partial. Gene Ontology annotation, cellular component: cell-cell junction; plasma membrane. Gene Ontology annotation, molecular function: cell adhesion molecule binding. The record is from RefSeq and is a predicted model, not a curated record. Gene Ontology annotation, biological process: cell-cell adhesion.